CCCCUGCCCGCUUCCCGGCCGCCCCCUCCGCCCAGCGCAGCCCGCGGAGUCCCCUUCGGCUCAGCCCAGCCCGGCCUGGGGGCCCGCGGGUGGCGCCGGGUCCCGACCCGCUCCCGGGCCGAGCCGAGCCCAGCCGAGCCGCUCUGGCUCCUUUGUCUGCGGGCGGCGGCCGCCCGGCCCCGGCCCCGGCCCCGGCCCCGGCCCCGGCCCCCGGCCCCCCGGCCCGGGCUGGGAGAUGCGUCUGUAACCGGCGGCCGCCGGGCACCCGGGGCGAAGGCGGCUCGGGCUCGGGCUCGGGCUCGGGCUCGGGCUCCGGAUGUGCUAGGUGUGGGCCGGCCCCCACCCCACCCUGACAAGUGACCAUGGAUCCUGGAGCCGGGGCAGAGUCAUCUCUGACUGUCAAUGAGCAGGUCAUCGUGAUGUCAGGCCACGAGACCAUCCGCGUGCUGGAGGUUGGAGUGGAUGCCCAGAUCUCUGCUGAGGAGGAGGGCAAAGGGCUGGAGGGUGUGGCUGCCGAGGGCUCCCAGAGCAGAGGCCCUGGCGAAGCCAGUGAACCAGCUGGUGAGGCUGGGCCAGACAACCCGGACUCCUCUGCAGAGGCAACUGUGAAGUCUCUCCCGGGGAUCCCUCCGAGUCCUGCCCCCGCUGUUGCCACCUUCAGCCAAGCCCCGAGCCAGCCUCAGGCAUCGCAGACCCUGACACCACUGGCUGUACAAGCUGCCCCCCAGGUCUUGACUCAGGAAAACUUAGCCACAGUUCUGACAGGAGUUAUGGUUCCGGCAGGGGCAGUUACUCAACCUCUUCUUAUCCCCAUCAGUAUUGCAGGUCAAGUGGCUGGUCAGCAGGGGCUGGCCGUGUGGACAAUUCCUACGGCAACCGUGGCCGCCCUCCCAGGACUGACAGCUGCUUCUCCCACGGGGGGCGUUUUCAAGCCACCUUUAGCCGGUCUGCAAGCAGCCGCCGUGCUCAACGCCGCGCUCCCGGCCCCCGCGCCCGCCGCGCCCGCCGCGCCCGCCGCCCGCGUCCCGGCCGCCCCGCCCGCCCCGCCGCGGCCCGCGGCCCAGCCCCAGCCGCUCUUCCAGCCGCAGCCGCUGCUGCAGACGGCGCCCGCCCUCCUGCCGCAGCCCCCCGCCGCCGCCGCCGCCGCCGCCGCCGCGCCCAAGCCGGUGGACGCCCCCCCGCAGAUCGCCGUGCAGCCUGCAGGCUUCGCCUUGAGCCCGGGAAUCAUCAGUGCUGCUUCCCUCGGGGGACAGACCCAGAUCCUAGGCUCCCUCACUACCACUCCGGUCAUUGCCAACGCCAUUCCCAGCAUGCCGGGGAUCAGCAGUCAGAUCCUCACCAACGCUCAGGGACAGGUUAUUGGAGCGCUUCCGUGGGUAGUGAACUCGGCUAGCGUGGCAGCCCCAGCACCAGCCCAGAGCCUGCAGGUCCAGGCUGUGACACCCCAGCUGUUGUUGAAUGCCCAGGGCCAGGUGAUUGCGACCCUGGCCAGCAGCCCCCUGCCUCCACCUGUGGCUGUCCGGAAGGCAAGCACGCCUGAGUCCCCUGCUAAGAGCGAGGUACAGCCCAUCCAGCCCACACCAGCUGUGCCCCAGCCUGCGGUGGUCAUCACCAGCCCCGCCCCAGCGGCCAAGCCAUCUGCCUCUGCUCCCAUUCCAAUCACCUGCUCUGAGACCCCUACUGUCAGCCAGUUGGUAUCGAAGCCACAUACCCCAAGUCUGGAUGAGGAUGGAAUCAACUUGGAAGAGAUCCGGGAGUUUGCCAAGAACUUUAAGAUCCGACGGCUGUCCUUGGGCCUCACGCAGACUCAGGUGGGUCAGGCUCUGACUGCCACGGAAGGCCCAGCCUACAGCCAGUCAGCUAUCUGCCGGUUCGAGAAGCUGGACAUCACACCCAAGAGUGCCCAGAAGCUGAAGCCAGUGCUGGAGAAGUGGCUGAAUGAAGCCGAACUCCGGAACCAGGAAGGGCAGCAGAACCUGAUGGAGUUUGUGGGAGGGGAGCCCUCCAAGAAACGCAAACGCCGCACCUCCUUCACCCCCCAGGCCAUAGAGGCUCUGAAUGCCUACUUCGAGAAGAACCCGCUGCCCACAGGCCAGGAGAUCACCGAGAUUGCUAAGGAGCUCAACUACGACCGGGAGGUCGUGCGGGUCUGGUUCUGCAAUCGGCGCCAGACGCUCAAGAACACCAGCAAGCUGAAUGUCUUUCAGAUCCCUUAGGGCUCGGCCCCCAGCCUUGCGUUCCAGCACUUUGUACUAUUCCCUUGGCACCUGGCUGCAGCCACUGCCGUGACAGCACCUGUCCACGGGCAGCUGUGCUCGUCCGGGGUCGUGAGAGUCCACUGUGUGCAUGUGCAUCCACUGCCUCCCUCCUGUCCUCCACAUAUCUCACAGCCUGGGGAGGGCGGAGGGGCCCACCCGAGGACUCCAGGCUCUUCUCGGGGCCGGUCACGCCAAGGGACCCCUCCCUUAAGUGGUGUCACUUAAAGAAGCACUUUGCUAAUGUGGUUUUCAAAGGGUGAGUCCUGGUUGGGAACCAGAAACUCUCCGUCUUUGGGGCAGGGCCACCGCAGCCUCUGAGGACCCCUGGCCAUUAGCUCUUGUUUUUGAUGGCAUUCUCUCUCUCCACCCUCCUUUCCCCUUUGCUCCUCUGUGUAAGCGUGGCAGGUACAGCAGCUUGUCCAGCGGAACCACAGCCUCACCUCCCAGGCACACUGUCCCUGAAAGGACCCAAGAGGCACAAUUCUGAAAAGUGUGAUGAGCUGCUCAGAAGGUCAGGCUCAGUGUCCGCCUUGCCUUCAAGGUCAGAAGGUUCCCACAGCCCUGGGGCCAGAACAUGUGAUCUCCUUUCCCAUUUCUUCCUGAUUCCUUUGGGGGGAAAUUGCACUAAAGCAGAACCUUUUCACGUGUGAUCCGUGUUGGAAGGAAGCAGCUUUGAACUCUAGCUGUCCAGGAGCUGACCUAGGUCUACAGCAGGUUGGGAACUAAAUAAAUAAGCCCAUCCUCCCAGAUUUUAGUCUAAUUUCUGCCCAUGGCUGUCCCCCCACCACUAAACAGUGAGGCUUAUAAAGAACUGGCGGCCUAUAAAAAUCGUGCUUCCCAAGCUUCCAAUUGUUUUUCCCCAGCACCUGGAGAAAAAAGAGGGAAGGGAUCUGACUCUCUUUCUCUUGUCCUCCCACUCACCCCCAACCCAGUACUGGGCCUUCUCACAAGGGGCAAGUGAAACCCUAAACCUGACAGCAAGACCCUGGGGAAAAGGUCAACAUCCAGAAAGAGCUGACGGCAGCCCAGGAAGGUCUCUUGCGGAAGGUGACUUAACUCUAAUUUUCUUUGUGACUUUGAGCCUUGGAUACCGGAGGAGAAAUCUUAUUUUGUCCAAAGUCUUAGACCACGUGUUUGUGCAAGCAAUCCCCCCACCCCCGGCCCCAUGCUCCUCUGAGUCAAGAAGACCCCCCAAAGCAGGAUGGGUGUCACCUGUAGAGAGGACAGCUAUGGCACAUUGAGGGCUGGCGUCUCAUCCAAGCUGCUAAGUGAGUUUCCCAGCCUCGCUGUGGCUGGACAGUCCCUGGAACUCAGUAUAUUGCUCCGGGAGGUCAGGGGAGCACUAGGAGGUUUGCUUAGAUGAACCUAGACUUGCUGUGUAGACUGUCCCUAAAGGGCCACCAGUCACAGGGCCGGGUCUGCAGCAGCUGCCCCGCACUGCCCCUCACAUGACACACCCUGACGUGGUGGCAAGGGCAUGUCCCCACCCCCGCUGGAUGCAGAGCCACCUCCUCGUCCAGCUUCCUCUGGCUUGCUGUUGUUUCCUGGUCCGUGUCCGGCCCGACCUUGCAGAGUGGCCACACUCUUGGUGCCCCGCCAGUGAGAGGACAAUUGUGUCAAACUGCCGCACACACACACACACACCGCCACCCCUGCCCCACUGUGUUCAGACCCCCCAGGCCUCCCUGAGUGUGGUGGGAGUGAGGAAGCAAGCGAGCACCUUAACUGCCCCAGCCUCCCAGGAAAGAAUACGUGUCCCAUGGCGGGGGCAGGGGGGGCUUCACCCUCAGAUUUAGGGUUAUCAACUCUGUCUCAGGGAGAUGCGGAGCUCACCUGGGAGGGUCGCUGUAAACAAGUUGGCCGUCAGAAGAGUUAAAGUCCUGGAGCUUGUAAAGGCCUCAGUGACUCACACUCCAAUAAAUUACAGGGAGGCAGGUUUGUCGCCCUCAAGCACUUGUGUUCAGCUAUGCUUUCUUUUUUGGGAGAGACAAGUGGGUCACAGCUGGAGCCCUGGGAGUAGCGUAUAAUCCCGGGUGUGUCCAUGGCAGGAGAUAUGCAGGAGGAUGCCAUCUGUCCUGGUCUGGGAAAGGAAAGCGAUAAUGAAGUUCUGGUCUAAAUUAGGCCCGGCCAUGCUUUCUCAGCUCCUCCUUUUUCUAAAUUUGUCUUCCCGAGGCUGGGCUAAGGAUGAAACCGGUUUCUCUUCUCCAGGAAGGAUGGGUAGGUCUUUCGGAGGGAUGACACCAGGGGCAGAAUUUUUGCAGGCUGAAUUCCCACUGCAGAGUGCCCCCCUCCCCCCGAAAUGGCCCAAGGCAGAGCUCACAGCCCUGCUGUCCCUACUGCUCCCCGACUGUAGGGUCCUCAGGAGUAGCUAUCUGUACCCAAGGGGGGGUUUUUGCUUUGUUUCUGGUAGCAUCAGGCUCUGAAGGGAGUUUAUAUAAUUUUUGUUUUGAAAGCACCUUUCUGGACAGAAGCCAGAGCUUCGUGGCCCCUUUGCCGUGGAAAGGCAGGAGAAGGGACAGAAAUGAUCUGUUUGUGUGUGGUAUUGUUUGUUUUAAGCGAAAGAAAGACCAAAACUUUCCAUGGCCUAGUGAAUCAGCUGGGGUCUUUGAGCCUGCACUGUCCACGGCAUUUCAUCUAGUGGGGGCCCAGGAAAGAAUUUGGCCCCACGCGAUUGAGGAACACGCUUGAGUUUGGAAUGAGAGACCCUCACGUUUUUCAUGUCCUUGGACCCUAUCACCUUCCUCUGCCUAGAUUCCCUUCCUGUCCCCUAAGGCCAGGCUCUGACACUGGGGUUCUGACCCCGACAUGGGGCAAAGCCUGCCAAGGGCUGGAGUGACGGGCGGGGAGGGAGGAAUGGGGAUGAAGCACUUGGUGUAGUUGUGUGGAAUAAACAGUAUUUUUCUUUUG
Nyctereutes procyonoides (raccoon dog) is the source of this 5165-nucleotide messenger RNA. It is a transcript of the gene POU6F1, whose product is annotated as POU class 6 homeobox 1. The record is from RefSeq and is a predicted model, not a curated record. Gene Ontology annotation, biological process: regulation of transcription by RNA polymerase II. NCBI's taxonomy places the organism in Eukaryota, Metazoa, Chordata, Mammalia, Carnivora, Canidae. Gene Ontology annotation, molecular function: DNA-binding transcription factor activity, RNA polymerase II-specific; RNA polymerase II cis-regulatory region sequence-specific DNA binding.